GCUGUUGGUUACAAGGUACGUCCACAAGCAUGUGGUAUUAACAGCAUAUCUUGUUCCUUUGUUUGCAGUUGGACAGACUUCUUUCCUCCUUCUGGGAGGGCAGAGCACAAAAGAACCUGCAUACUGUGAACCUGUACGUAGUGACCCUGUACAUAGAGAACCUGUACGCACUGAACUUUUAUGCAGUAAACCUGUAUGCAGUGCCAUAUAUCUCUGCGCAAGAAGAAAAAGAAACAUUUUGCAGUUCUGAAUAUUAGAAAAGCUCUUUCUUUUUCUUCUUUCUGGAAUCCACUGAAAACAUUCCUCAAACAAAUUGAUAAGGUGGAAUGGAUUUUUAAGCCUAAGGGGUUCAUUUUAGCUGCAGAAAUGUCUGACUCCCUGGAAAAGCUGAGUGUGACAGAGGGUUCGGUCAUCAGGGAGACCACAGCAACUCAAGAACCCAAAGGUACAGUGUCCGUGCCACCUCCAUACAGUGCUCCAGACCAAGACAACCAGCUUGAGCUGCGCAGUUCCCUUGAUUGUUGGGCAUGUGCUGUUCUCAUCUCGGCACAGAACUUUCUGAUUGGUAUCUUCAACAUCCUCAUUAUAGGGGUGAUUUUCGGCCUCAUUCUGCUUCCUGCCAUAAUUAUGGUUGUCUUUGGCUUCCUCUGUCAUUCCAAGGUGCUUAAUGCAGAGGCACAUUAUUGUGUGGAGAUGAUGAACGAUAAGGGUUCGACAGCACUUAUUACCGUUGGAUUUAUUCUGCUAAUACCACUGAUGGUUCUGGGGCUAGCUGCCUACUGCCGUGUAGCGAGACGACUGGAGCUUGGUUUAUGCUUCAUCCCCUAUAGCAAGGCUGUGUACAAAAAUCUGCCAGCAUCCCACUACAACAGCCUAGGCUUCUGUUGUGAGCAUGCAGGGAAUGCUGCUGCCAAAGUCUGGGUGUAAAGUCCUAUCCCAACCACAUUGACAGAUCAGAAAGGACCACUGCAAGAAAAAAUAUGAACUGAAGGACCAGUCAGAAUGCCUGCAAUGCUGGGAAACAAUACUUAAACCAAGACUUUAAAACUACCAUCAACAGUAAAACUACCAUUAACAACACUCAGGCCUUACAACAUUGUUACACUAUUUUGCCUCCCUCACCUAGGUAGCUAUGAGAAAACCCUGUGUGUGUGUGUGUGUGUGUGUGUGUGUGUGUGUGUGUGUGUGUGUG
Messenger RNA from Protopterus annectens (West African lungfish), 1192 nucleotides. It is a transcript of the gene TMEM88, whose product is annotated as transmembrane protein 88. The coding region runs from base 196 to 927 and encodes 243 amino acids. Gene Ontology annotation, molecular function: PDZ domain binding. NCBI's taxonomy places the organism in Eukaryota, Metazoa, Chordata, Ceratodontiformes, Protopteridae. The record is from RefSeq and is a predicted model, not a curated record. Gene Ontology annotation, cellular component: plasma membrane. The transcript is spliced from 2 exons.